CCGCCCCCCGGGAUCGCCCAACACAAGAUGGCGAACGCGAGCGACCCGCUCUUGGAGAUGUUCACCACGGACGUGGACGAGAAGGCGGUGAGCGAGCUGGUGGGCUCGCUCGAGUCGCGCCUGUCGCGACAGCGGCCCACGGUGCUCAACAGCCACGCGCAGCAAGCGCAGCAGCACCCGCAGCAGCAGCAGCAGCAACAGCCGCCGGACCGAGGAGGUGGCCGGCUCGGAGCCCCGGCUGCCGCGGGCGGAGGCGCCUCGAAAGCCGCGGCGCCGGAUUUAGGCGAGGCCGAGGCUCGGUCCGGGACGCUGGGCCCCCCCAUGAAGAGAACGGCUGCGACGGGAAUUUUACUCUUGCAUCAGCAACAGCAGCAGUAUCAACAGCUGCAACAGCAGCAGCAGCAGGUCGGCGGGACGAAUUGCCAGAGACACGGCGGAGUGGUGGCUUCGGGUGUGAGUGUCGCUGCAUCAUCGGCAUCGGUGGCGGCAGCUUUACCGUCUUCGUUAUCGGCAUCGUCGGCAUCAUCACUAUCAUCACUAUCAUCAACGUCUUCACUGUUAUCAGCAGCAGCGUCGUCGUCCUCGUCAUCAUCAUCAUCAUCGGCAUCACUUUCAUCACCGUCAACAUCGUUAGCGCAAGCAGCAUCAUCAUUGACACAGUCAUCGUUAUCGGCAGCUGCAUCCACCUGUUCAUCUUCCUCGUUUUCAUCGCAGUCAUCGUCCGUUUCGGCCCCUGCAUCAUCAUCAUCAUCAUCCUCCACCACCACCACCUCCUCGCUGUCCAACCACGCCGAUGUUCCCGUGCUAACUUUGGGCCGAACACCGGUGACCCAAACGGUCGGCUCCGCCGGGCAACCUCUGAACGGAGGCUCCGUGUACGGGGCACCCGCUGGGGGAGGAGGCGUCGUUGUUGGCGGUGGAGUCGGUGUAGUUUCACCGGCAAGGACCUCGAGCAUUAGCAGCGGUGGCAACAGCAACAACGGCGUGGCUCCGUCGGUGGUUGCAGUGGACUCGGGGCGGAUGAACUUCAAUGUCACCGCCUCCACCAACCUCAACCCUAACGUCACCCCCAACCCCAUCAUCACCGCCGCCGCCACCACCACCAUCAUCACCACCUCCACCAACCCCAGUGUUACUUCCACCAACCCCAACGUUGCCACCACCGCCGCCGCCGCCGCCACUUCCAACCCCGGUCUCAUCCCGAGCCCUGGAGCAGCGACGCCUCCCACGAUCACUCUGCAGCGGCCACCUUCGAGCCACAACGGAGCACCAAACAGCAUCGUCAGCACCAGCAGUAUUAUAAGCACCAGCAGCAACAUCAGCAGCAGCAACUCCACCGGACACCCACCGCUCAUGUGCACCACGCCGGGGGGUGUUGUGAGCGGGCAGCCGUCGGUCAUAAGUGCCGUGGCCUCUCGCCCCGCGAUCACCCUCAUCAGCAGUCCGCAACAGCAGCAGCAACAACAGCAGCAACAACAGCAGCAGCAGCAGACUGCUAUUGUGCCCACCUUGGCGCCCAGCGUUACGGGGAUGGUGCCUCUGGCUGGUGGGCACAGUGGCAUGGUAAGGGUGAGCGUACCGCCUCCACCCUCGCCCGGACCGGCGCUGAGCCCAGCGCGACCGGGUCUUGCACUCCAGCAGAGGCUGCUGCCGCCGCAGAUCAUUGCCCCACGACCGCAAACAAUCCAGCUUCCUCCUGGCUUCACCUUGCCACCAGGUACGGUGAUGGUGCGCGCCGGCGAGCAGGGCCAGCUCUUCCUCAUCCAGCAGUCGGUGUUGGCGCAGGCCGGUGGCGCCGCCCCCCACGCCGCCCCCGUGCCCCCCUCCCCCACCGUGGCCACGGUGGCGCACACCCCCAGCCCACCGGCCGCCAGCCCUGCCACCCAACCGCAGCAGGGAGUGCGGCUAGCCGCGCUGCAGGUACCCGCGCUACCUUCGUCUCUCCGUGCACCACCGCACUCGGCAACCACUAACCACCACCCAAACUUAAGAAAAAAAGCUAAGCGGCGCCGGUGGGGGGGGGCGCCCACGCUCGCCGCUGCGACGCCGGCCCCUCCCGCAGGCCCCGCCCUUCCCACCAGCCAGCCGCCGCUCGUCUUCACACCGGAGGUGAUGGAGAACGUCAAGAAGUGCAAGAACUUCCUCUCGACGCUCAUCAAGCUGGCGUCGUCUGGUCAGCAGUCGCCCGAGACGACGCGCAACGUCAAGGAGCUGGUGCAAAACCUCCUGGAUGCCAAGAUGGAACCGGAGGAGUUCACAUCGCGGCUGCAGAAGGAGCUCAAGUCGUCGCCACAGCCCUACCUCGUGCCCUUCCUCAAGAAAAGCCUGCCGGCCGUGCGCUACCUGGCGCAGAACCCGCAAGCGUCGACCCAGGCGGUCCCGCAGCUCAACGCGAUCGGGACCCCGACGACCUCGACUAGCGCCGCGCGACCCCUGGGAGCGCAGACGCACGCGGCGCAGGCACCGCUACACACGGUUCUGACGACGCAGCAUGGGGGUGGAGUGAAGCAGAUUGUGCUACAGUCGCAGGCUCGCGGCAGCACUCACAUCAAGCCCGGCACGGUGGUCAAGGCUCAGGGCCCUGCUCUCAUCAGGCCACCCUCCACAGGAGUGCCGGGAGCCACCGGGCUGCAGGCAUCGGCGAGCCAGAAGGGGAAGAUGAAGGAUCUGGGGGGCGGCACCUUCAAGGACGAUGACGACAUCAACGACGUCGCCUCCAUGGCGGGCGUGAACAUCAACGAGGAGAGCGCGCGCAUCGCGGCCACGGGCUCCGACACGGUGGGGACGCAGAUCCGUUCGUGCCGUGACGAGGCCUUCCUGUCGGCAGGGCCCCUCCAGCGCCGCCUGCUCGACAUUGGCCGGCGGUACGGCGUGACGGAGGUGCCGGCGGACGUGGUGGGGUUGGUGUCGCACGCGGCGCAGGAGAGGCUCAAGAACCUGGUGGAGAGGCUGAGUGUCAUCGCACAGCACCGCACCGAGACGUACAGGGACUCGGACGACUCGGAGCAGAUGAGCGACGUGAGGUCUCAGCUCAGGUUCUUCGAGCAGCUCGACCGCCUGGAGAAGCAGCGCAAGGACGAGCAAGAGCGCGAGAUUCUACUCAGGGCGGCCAAGAGUCGGUCUCGACAAGAGGACCCAGAACAAGCCCGGCUCAAGCAGAAAGCAAAAGAGAUGCAGCAAGCGGAGCUGGCUCAGAUGCGCCAGCGGGAAGCGAACCUGACGGCGCUCGCGGCAAUUGGGCCACGCAAGAAGCGGAAACUCGACUCGCCAGGGCCGGGCACGCCGGGGGAGGUGGGGGGGAGCGUGCAACUCGCACCGUCACGCGUGUACAAAGACAAAAGAUCCCCCCUCCCAUGGAGCCUUAACAGGCUGUUGGGGCAAGUGCUGUGGUCAGCACCCUGCCCGGCACCCUUUGCCACCCGGCCAGUGCUGAUGUUUACUCAUCGCACCAGGUACUCGUUUGUGUCGACCUAUGGGAGGCGCAGGACAGGUUCAGGCGGCGGCGGCGGCGGCGGCGGCGGGGUGCCGGGCACGCCGACGAGACCGUCGCAGCGAGCGCGCUUCACGAGGGUCAACCUGCGCGACCUCGUCUUCUUGCUGGAACAAGAUCGCGAGACGGCGCACUCGCUCGUGCUGUACCGCGCGCAGCUCAAGUGACGCUCGCUUCACGUCUCGGGCCGCCGACGAGGGGGGUGGGGGCAGAGAGAGAGACAGAGAGACCGGAGGCCGAGCGCACCCCCUCCCCCCCCCCCGACGCCACCGAAGGUGGAACGGAGCGCCCCGGGUGCUGGAGUCUAACCGGGUCUACCUCCCGGUUUGGCGGGGACCGGACCGGGCCGCGGUCGGUGUUUUCGGCCCUUCCUCUCCGCUUGGAGCGGAAGUUUGACUUGCACGGCGGCGGACGGCUCGGGACGGCUUGCGAGGAUGACGAGGGCCGACGUGCACGUCGCCUCGGCUCAAGGAGAGAGAGAGAGAGAGAGCAGACGGACGCCAGUUGCUCGCACUGGUCAACCCGGGACCGCACCGACACGUGGAACGUGACUCGAGGAACGACCGAAUUGACUGACCCACCGACCGCUCUUGCGAGAGAGCGAAUGACCGACUUGCCGACCAAACGAAUGACCGGCGGAGCGACUCGCCAACUGUGCGCGCCCCCCCCCCCCCCGCCAACCGUUUGACCUACAUGACCCAUCGAACGAACGACCGGCCGACCGGACUAACGGCUGACAAAUGACCGAACGACAACAACGACCAGACCACCCCCCCCCCACUAACCAAUCGACCGCGAGAUGCCAAAUUGAGGCAGCUCGCAAAAAACGCGGUUCUUACCGAAGGGCUCCCUUCCGUACACACGUAGCCACCCCCCCCCUCACCCCACAGAACCAAUGAAUUGUGGCGAGGGUGGAGAAAGGGGGGGCCUGCCUCGAACCGCCACCCCCGAGUCACCGCCAUCGGUGCCCAACCCCCCCUCCCCACCGCCUACCAGCACCCCUCCGACGCUAUAAUCGCGCGCGGUCGACACGGCGCGAGGUUUUUUUUUUAUCGCCAGAGGUCUUGUUUGUUUGUGCGUGCGUGCACGCGUGUCCAUCUGGUGCGUUUGUGUUCUUUUUUAUUUUUUACACAUGCACCGGUUCGUGUCGCUCGCGGCGUGGAGACUCGUGUCCCCGCUUGCAGGCAACGCGUGUACACGACCUGCGGAGGGAAAGGAAAUGAAAAACAAUUGCACUUGACCUGUGUGUGUGCGUGUGUGUGCCGUCAGGAAAAAAAGAGGGCUCGUUCUUGUGUAGUAAGAGGGCCCCCCCCCCCCCCUUACGCCCCCUCCACUGCCCGCGUGCGCGCGUUGUACAUUGUGUGUAUGUGUGUGUGUGUAAAUACGAGGCGAGGACUUUAAUACAUGUGGUGUUUAUAAAUGAGAAUUUGAGAAGUGGUAUUUUAAUAGAACUUUGAACCAGCGGCACGCGAACUGAGAGUCGGGAGUGUGAGAUAUAUAUAUACGAGUCUUGUAUGCAUUUUAUAAGAAAAAAAUAUCCUAAUAACUAAGAUUCUUUAUUUUCAAUAAUUUUUUGCUCUAAAGUAAAUAUUGUCUACAUUUAUUUUAACGGUGUGCGUAGUUUUAUUUUCUUCCGUGUCGUACAUUACAAAGAGAGACACAAAGGGGUUGCCCGCGUUGCCUCGUAACGAGGCAAAAGUGGCGUCGGCGAGGAGUUUCGCACCUCCAUGAAGGCCGGCCUUCGCCGUGGCACACGGAGGAGGGAUGGGUGGGACAAAACACCACGCGCGUGCACUUUGUGGGGGAGCGGUGGUGGCGCAGUAGCCGUUCGCAGCACUCCACUGUGAACUCCGUGACCUAGGGUUUGAUUUCUGGCUACACAGGUAUCGUUGCUAGCGAGUGCGUUCUCGUCACCGAUACCGGGCCAAACCACACCCGUGGUGAAAGUAUUGUCACACCACCCGCACCAUGAUCCACAUGGUGGAGGUGGUGUGUAGUUUGACAUGGUGGUGUGGGGGAGGCUUUCAUCCAGGAGUGGAUUGAGAAAGGGCUAUAAAUUAUUAUGACAGUGUGCACGCAGCAUCAUUUUCACAUUUUUUAAAAUACAAAAUUGCUAGCUUUGUGAUACAAAAUAAACCUUUUUCUACCAAUUAAAUUUUAUUUAAAUGCUAUAUUUGUAAUCUUUACAUUUUUUCCGUACUUUUCCUAUCCUUUUAAAUGUUUUGUUGUAUUCAAGACAGGUACGUCAUGCCAUUUUUUUAAACCUAAAAUUUUAUAUAUAUAUUUUUAUUGCUUCCAAGUUUGUUUUUAAAACGACACGGCUAACUUGUCAGCAGAAAACUAUAAAAUGAUGGCUAUGUUGUGAGCAAAAA
This is a messenger RNA of Petromyzon marinus (sea lamprey), 5862 nucleotides long. The record is from RefSeq and is a predicted model, not a curated record. Lineage: Eukaryota; Metazoa; Chordata; Hyperoartia; Petromyzontiformes; Petromyzontidae.